This is a messenger RNA of Parnassius mnemosyne (clouded apollo), 1413 nucleotides long. The record is from the annotation of a GenBank genome assembly. NCBI's taxonomy places the organism in Eukaryota, Metazoa, Arthropoda, Insecta, Lepidoptera, Papilionidae.
AUGGAAGAAAAGUUAAAUGAAAUGGAACAAGCUGGUAUCAUCACAAGGACAUCAACGCCUUACAGUAGUCCAUUGACAUUCACUCUUAAAAAAGACGGCUCAAUUAGAGUUUUGCUUGAUGCCAGAAGCAUAAAUAAGAAAAUGGUUGCAGAAACAGAGAAACCACCUAUACAAUUAGAUGUUUUGAAUUCAUUUCACGGAGCGAAUUAUAUCACUACCAUUGACUUAAAUAAUGCAUAUUUUCAAAUUCCGAUAAAUAAAGAUGGUAGAAAAUAUACUGGAUUCACAUUCAAUGGAAAGUCAUAUGUAUAUAAUGUUUUGCCGCAAGGAUUAAAAACAUCAGUAGGAAGCUUUAGCAGAGCCAUGAAUUUAAUAUUAGGACCAGAAGUCCAAGAAUUUUGUGUGAACUAUUUAGAUGAUCUAGCCAUUAUUACAACAGGAACGUUAGAUAAACAUUUGGAGCACAUUGAUAUUGUUUUAAGUAAAUUGAACAAAGCUGGCUUAACGUGUAACUUGCAGAAAUGUGAAUUUAUUUGUAAAGAAAUUAAAAUGCUGGGUUUUAUAAUUUCAACAGAAGGCAUAAAGACAGAUCCCGAUAAGAUUCGAGCGAUCCAAGAGUUUCCAGCACCUAAAAAGAUUAAACAAUUAAGGGCCUUUUUAGGUCUAUGCAAUUUUUAUAGAAGGUUUAUACCAAAUUACAGCGAGAGCAUAAUACCGCUCUGUGAAUUACUUAAAAAGGGACGAAAGUUCCAAUGGAGCGGUAAAGAACAGAAGGCAUUUGAUUUUAUAAAACAACAAUUUAUUAAUACAAUACAAUUGCAUCAUCCAGACUUUAAUAAGCCGUAUUAUUUACAAACAGAUUGUUCCGGUGUGGGUAUGGCCGGAGUACUAUAUCAGAUAGAUGAUAAUAAUGAAAUGAGAAUUUUAGGCUAUCAUAGUAAAGCCUUAAAAGGCCCCGAAUUAAAUUGGUCUGUUACUGAACAAGAGUUUUAUGCUGUAAUAAGCUGCCUAAAGAAAUUUGAAACAUAUUUGCGGGGCAGUAAAGUAAUAAUACUAACUGAUCAUAAAGCAUUAUUGUUUAUUAAUAAUAUGAAGUUAUUCAAUGGUAGAGUAACCCGAUGGAUUUUGUAUAUAGAACAAUUUAAUUAUGAAGUACAGCAUAUAUCGGGUAGACGUAAUAUUGUUGCAGAUGUGCUAUCACGUUAUCCUCCUGAUGGCGAUUUAAUACAAGAGGAAAAAAAUAAUAGUUUAGAAAUUGCUUACACAGAGAGCGAACCGAAUAUUGAGUUGAUAGAAAAAUUAAAAUCCUUAUCAGUAUAUCAAUUACAAGAUUCAGAGUCGUUGGCUAUUAUUGAAAAGUUAAAGACAUUAAAUACUUCCAUAAUAAAACAAAACAAUAAAUUUAAAAGGUAA